GAUACUAUUGAAUCCAUAGAUAGAGACAUGAGAAGAGGCAUCAACAACGCCAACAACAUACCACAAACAAACACAACAUAACACGUUUUUCUACUUUCUUUUUCCCUUUAGACCCGUUGGUUUCUGUUCUAACACUCUUGUUUUCACUCUACACAUAAUAAAUAACACACCUUUCUUAGCUUCUUCAACUUUCAAUGGCCACUUCACUUCUUCUCUUCAUCACUUGUUUCUCUCUUCUGCCAUCAUCCUAUUCCUCUACUUCUCUACCUUCUGCUUCCUUUCUCUAUGAUCUUCACUCACAAUGUUCCCUCACCGUUUCCCCUAACCCUCCUCUUCAGGUGGAUGGGAACUUUAUAGAAGGGGUUUUGUCUAGCAGAAAGAGGGUUGGAUACGUUUCUGUGCUCUUCUAUGCUUCCUGGUGUCCUUUUUCUCACAGAAUACUUCCUGAAUUUGAAAUUCUUAGCUCUAUGUUUCCUCAAGUAGAACAUGUAGCACUUGAACAGUCAUCGGCUUUGCCAAGCUUGUAUUCAAAAUAUGGAAUCCAUAGCUUGCCUGCAAUACUACUGGUGAACCGGACAUCUAGAGUGAGAUAUCAUGGUCCAAACAAUCAUGACUCCCUUGUAGAAUUUUAUGCGAGAAACACAGGAUUAGAAGCCAGGGACAAGGUUGUUGUUGGUGAACUAAGCAACUUGAUGAGUGAUGAACAUUCAACUAUAAAGGGCUUCUCCCUUGGAGAGAUAUCAAGAAGGGAACCUUACUUGGCAUUAUCGAUAUUGUUUCUAUGUCUGAGAAUUAUUCUCUCUGUAUUUCCCACGAUUAUGCCGCAUCUCAAAGCAUUCUGUUCAUCCUAUGUUAAUCAUCUGAGCUUUCAAAAGCUUGGCCAAGUGAUGGAACGUGUUCUUCAUGUAAUGGAUGUGAAGAGGAUUUGGACCAAGCUAGAACUCUGUAAAAGCAGGAGCUUUCAUGAGAGGGCAAGGAGUGCCAGAGUUUGGGCCUCAUCUCUGGCUUCUGUUUCCCUUGGUGAUUCUUCAGCUAAGUGAUGGUUUCAAAUCGCAAUGUAUGAACUAACAAUGUUGACAUGUUGUUCUAGUCGUUUAGAGGGUAGUGAAGGUUUUAUCAGUAACUUAGUAAAUUUUGAAUGUAUAUACACGUUAUGAGUUUAAUGUGAUGUUCUUUUAUUUUUCUGUCUUUCAA
Vigna angularis (adzuki bean) is the source of this 1194-nucleotide messenger RNA. Its product is annotated as 5'-adenylylsulfate reductase-like 5. Lineage: Eukaryota; Viridiplantae; Streptophyta; Magnoliopsida; Fabales; Fabaceae. The record is from RefSeq and is a predicted model, not a curated record. Bases 195 to 1040 code for a protein of 281 amino acids. The transcript is spliced from 4 exons.